AUGCGAUCAGAUGCAACACGACGGAACAAGAUGCGAGGGAAAGAGAUAAAAGGAAAAGCAAUAGAAAAGAAAGAGAGGUACCGAGACGUGCAGAAAGCAACGCAGAUGCAUCCCAGGACAACGAUGAGAAGAAGGACGGGUGGGACGAUCGACAUCGACCAGACCCAAGCCUGCGAUCAUCCGCCGUCGACUCACAUCGUUUCCGAGGUUGCGUCUACGCUUCUAAGGUUGGAUCUGCGUUGGCCUCGAUGGUAG
Molecule: messenger RNA, 255 nt
Organism: Pseudozyma hubeiensis SY62
Lineage: Eukaryota; Fungi; Basidiomycota; Ustilaginomycetes; Ustilaginales; Ustilaginaceae
Exons: 1
Coding region: 1-255 (84 amino acids)
Source: RefSeq, a predicted model, not a curated record